Larimichthys crocea (large yellow croaker) is the source of this 3305-nucleotide messenger RNA. RefSeq names its product ribose 5-phosphate isomerase A (ribose 5-phosphate epimerase) (gene rpia). The record is from RefSeq and is a predicted model, not a curated record. Gene Ontology annotation, molecular function: ribose-5-phosphate isomerase activity. The coding region runs from base 66 to 914 and encodes 282 amino acids. The transcript has 9 exons. Lineage: Eukaryota; Metazoa; Chordata; Actinopteri; Sciaenidae. Gene Ontology annotation, biological process: pentose-phosphate shunt, non-oxidative branch; D-ribose metabolic process. Gene Ontology annotation, cellular component: cytoplasm.
GUCUGUCUGCCUGUCUGUCUGUCUGUCUGUCUGUCUGCCUGUCUCCGGGUCUCGUGUUCCGGGUCAUGAGACUCUGGAGGUGUGUCUCCCUCAGACAGCUCGCGCCUGGACUCCUGUGUGCAGCGUCCCGGAGGCACGUGCGCUCGGUGUCCCGGUGUGUUCCGGUGUUCAGGUGUGUUCCGGUGUGUCCCGGUGUUCCGGUCGUCAUGGCGGAGGAGGCGAAGAAGCUGGCCGCGUGCGCCGCGGUGGAUAACCACGUGCAGAACAACCAGGUGGUCGGAGUCGGCAGCGGAUCGACCAUCGUCUACGCCGUGGACAGAUUAGCUGAGCGAGUGCGUCAGGAGAAACUCAACAUUGUGUGUGUGCCCACGUCCUUCCAGGCUCGUCAGCUGAUUCUGCAGCACGGCCUCACGCUGUCGGAUCUGGACAGGCACCCAGAGCUGGAUGUUGCGAUUGAUGGAGCGGACGAGGUGGAUGUCGAUCUCACGCUGAUAAAAGGUGGAGGCGGCUGCCUGACGCAGGAGAAGAUCGUAGCCGGCUGCGCUAAACAUUUCGUUGUCAUCGCCGACUUCAGGAAGGACUCCAAGGCUCUUGGCCAGCAGUGGAAGAAGGGAGUUCCCAUUGAGGUGAUCCCCAUGGCGUACAUUCCUGUCUCUAGGACCAUAGCCAGACGCUUCGGAGGGGAAGCCAACCUUCGGAUGGCUGUCAGUAAAGCAGGUCCUGUCGUCACUGACAACAGCAACUUCAUCCUGGACUGGAAGUUUGAGCACGCUCAGAACUGGAAAGAAGUCAACACCGCAAUCAAGAUGAUUCCAGGUGUGGUGGAGACGGGGCUUUUUGUCGGCAUGGCUGAACGAGCCUACUUCGGGAUGGAGGACGGAAGCGUGCAGGUUCGAGAUCCUCCGGUCAACUGAGGAGUUUGCCAUAAUCACCGUCUCUCUCUCUCGCCUCUUGAAAAUGACCUCACCCCCUCCCGCAAGUGCCGUGUUCACGAUUUACACCCGGUUUCAGACUGUGUUUGGACGGAGCUGCACCACCUGCAGAACUAGACAAAGAUGUAGCAGGUCUCAGAACCUGAUCCACGUCAGGAGCACUUGGUAUUUUUCUCAUCCUGCAGAUGGUGCUUCUGAGUCUGACAGUUUUAAAGUGCCUGAUGAGUAAAAAAAAACAAGUGCAUCUGAUUUCCAUAGUGUUUCUUUUCUCACUCUGUUGUUUGGCUGCCUGGUCUCUGGGAAUGUUGGCUCGUCCUGUAAUUGGCGGGUUUGACUGAAUGUCUGCAGUGCUGUGGUGAAUCACUGCAGUGCUACAGAAUGAAACUAAGGUGUGCUUUGAGAUUGUAUUAAACAAUUCUGCUAUUAAAGUCGCAUUUAAAAUGCUCAUGAACAUACAUCAAACUAUUGGCAUCCGCCGGGCUGCUGCAAAAAGUCCACUAGUCAAGUUAAACAGUCGGAAAGCUGAUAUGCCUCAAAGUCAUUUUAAUUAGAUCACAGAAGGGGGAGUGAUACGAGCUGUAUACGACAACAUAAAGAAGUUUUUUUUCUUUCUUCAAGAAAUUAAUUUCUCUAAUUAAUAUGCUAAUUUAAACAGCAAAAGGCUCCAAAAAUUAAUGAGAUCCUUGAUAAUUUUGGGAAACCCUGUGGUGCAGGUAUGAAGCUUCCAUUAUUUGACAUGUUCCGCUGUGAUAAUCGUGUGUGUGUGUGUGUGUGUGUGUGUGUGUGUGUGUGUGUGAGAGAGACUUAAACAGUCACAACAAAUGGUUUGAAAUAUACGACUAGGAGCAAAUAACUGGUCCUCAGAGCAGAAAAGAAGCAUUCAGUCUCUGCAGGCAAAAGGUUUUGAGAAUCCUCACACUCAAGGUCAAAUCAUCUUAUCACUGUGAGUGUGUAUCCUCUCACACUGUGGAGGCAGCAGCAGCUUCACCUUUCAUUUUGUGUUGUGCUCUGUGAUCUGCAGCAGCACUCUGUUUGUUUUGUCUAAUUUUGAGACCAUUCAGCCAAACUCACUGACUCAUGUUCAUCCUCUUAAAGUAAAGCUGAAAUUGUUGAACUUGUUCUGAAGUCUUCCGGAUAACUGUACAGGUUAGACAGGUGUGCGUUUCAGGAUUGUGUCACAUGAGACGAACAUUUUGGUUGUUGAAUGAGUCACUGUAGCCGUGGACCAAUGAUCUUGGUUCCUGCUCUGGGUGGACAGUGGAAACCUUCUGGGGUAUUCUUUCAGUUUCAACAGAAACUCCUGUAGAGUUAAACUCAGCAGGUCAGAGUCCACGUGCUCUCUCGCUCAAUGUGUUUACUUUCAUGCAUGCACCUCCUCCCUCUUGUUGUUUGUGCCUGUACUUGCAUUGACAGUUUCUUAUUCCUGUACACAAGCCAUCCGGUCACAUGGAGCCUUGUGCCAUAAACUUCAUAACAACUAUAGAAAGAACAUUUUGAGGUGACUGGUCAUAAUUAAUGCUGAACUGUUGUAGCUCAAAUCUGAACCAACAGCGCUUACUAUGUGCCUUGGCAUGCCAAAGCAAUAGAACACACUUUUUAUUAAAAAGUACAGAUUAUGUAGCCGGCCAUAUCGUUGGAACAACUGCCGCUUUAAAAGCUGUUAUCAGGUUUUUACAGAAGACAUUUCAAUAUAUCAGUGUAUCAAAGAUGCAAAAGACAAAAGAUGAAACUCAAAGGUUUGAUUUAGUUUGAACAUAUUUCAUGUUUGGUCAGUUUGUUUCACACGGUCCCCUGAAGAUCUUGCACUCAGUGUGCAGCAGCAGGUUUCAGUGAGAGAAGGUCACCAUUCUUUUCAAGUUGUCUCUUUACACUGAGGAUGAGACACGUCACUGUCCACAACAACCAUCACUGGUUUGAAAAUUGUGAUAGUUUGUCAUUUUUUUCUUUAUAAGUGAUAUCUUUUAUCUUGGAAAGCAGCUUUUCGCUCACUGUUUCUGGCUCACGAUGCCUUACACUGGGUUUGUUUUUGUAUGUUUUUGUACGUACAGCUCAGAGACUGAAGAACAUCAAGCCUGGGAAAUGUAAUAAAAUCAUGCAGUUAGUUAGCUCACAUGUUUGUCUACAAGUCAUUUUACAGAGCACGGGAACAUCCGAUUCUGUUCCAGCCUAAUCCUGCUCAUGUACACAAAGUGUGAGUUAACUUUGACUGAGAAUACGUGGCCUGGUUUGGGUCCGGUACAAGUCGUGCACCAUGUUAGAUGUUUUUGCACCAGCAGUUCUUUUUUUCUUUUCUUUACCAAUUGACUGUGAUAAUGAUUUUUUGCUGUGAAGGUACUAUUUUCUCUGUCAACCAAUACAGGACCAAACUGAUAA